Molecule: messenger RNA, 1181 nt
Organism: Pecten maximus
Lineage: Eukaryota; Metazoa; Mollusca; Bivalvia; Pectinida; Pectinidae
Product: sulfotransferase family cytosolic 1B member 1-like
Exons: 7
Coding region: 167-1054 (295 amino acids)
Biological process (GO): sulfation
Cellular component (GO): cytoplasm
Molecular function (GO): sulfotransferase activity
Source: RefSeq, a predicted model, not a curated record
UUUACUGUGACAGGCCUUGUAAGCCAGCCAGGGCGUUUGAUAGCACAGGCAACAAGGAGUGUGUUCACCAUUUCAGACUGCUUUUUAUCGAGUGCGCGUAGGGCGUACAACAAAACACGGUCAGAGAAGCAGACCACAUAGACAUCUUAGUAACCGAAGUGUUUCUAUGGAGCUCCGAAAGAUUGAGGAUAAAGGAGGAGAAGCGAUGAUCUCUAAAUAUUAUGACGGGGUUCAUUUUCCACCAGUCGUUCCCGGGAACGUAAAAGACCAUUUAGAGGCAGUGAGAAACUUGAAACACAAAGAAGGCGAUAUACUUCUCAAUCCUUUUCCUAAAGCUGGAACCCACUGGACUUACGACGUUUUACAUAUGUUGCUAACUGGAAAAACAGAAUAUAGCAUCGGCAAAAUAAUGGCUAUGGACUAUGAACCAACAGAAAAAUUUGAUGCCCUAGACAGCCCCCGGAUUCUGGUGUCACAUUUGUAUCCGAAACAUAUUCCCAAAUCCGUAAUCGACGAGAAAUGUAAGAUCGUCUACAUCUAUCGGAACCCAAAGGAUACUGCGGUAUCCGCGCAUUCUUUCCUCCGGCGACUUAACAUUCACGGGUACAAAGGUUAUGAGGGUCAAUGGGAACACUACUUCGAAUUUUUUGCCACGAAACAAAUUCAGUACAAUUCCUGGUUCGAACAUGUAAAAGCGUGGCUUGACUUCAAGAAGACAAAUCCUGAACUUCCCAUUCUAUUCAUGUCAUUUGAGGACAUGAAAAAGGACCUGCGAAGCUGUGUUCAAAAGAUGGCAGAAUAUCUAGGAGCAAAACAGGAUCCAGAAUUCCUCGAUGAAGUGACGAGUAAGUGUCAGUUUAGCGACAUGGUUAAAGCAAAGACUGAAGACGAAAUCGAGACAGCCUUGAGCAAAGACGGCAGCAAUCCAUUCUAUAGGAAAGGUGAGGUGGGCGACUGGAAGAACUGGUUCACUGUCGCACAAAACGAAAUGUACGAUAAAGUAUUAGAGGAAAACAUGGCUGAUAUUGAUCUAGAGUUAUUCAAUGAGCGGUAGCUAUUUGUACGGGGAGCGCUGUAAGGUCGAUAAUUAGGACAUGACACGUACCCGUGUGAGGCCGGUCAUUAUCUAGAACAUACGUGGAGAUACCGACCGCCGCAUUACAACAUACAGGAGACGCUUG